Ruditapes philippinarum (Manila clam) is the source of this 1611-nucleotide messenger RNA. Its product is annotated as kappa-type opioid receptor-like. Gene Ontology annotation, molecular function: G protein-coupled receptor activity. Gene Ontology annotation, biological process: G protein-coupled receptor signaling pathway. The record is from RefSeq and is a predicted model, not a curated record. The transcript has a single exon. Gene Ontology annotation, cellular component: plasma membrane. Bases 1 to 1611 code for a protein of 536 amino acids. NCBI's taxonomy places the organism in Eukaryota, Metazoa, Mollusca, Bivalvia, Venerida, Veneridae.
AUGAAUGCAACGUUGCUGAACCAGACUUGGUCUAAUGAAAGUGAGACAACCUUGCAAAAUGUCACUACCACCAUGGAUGAUGUGAAACCAACAAAGAAUUCUCCAAUGUCAUCUAUAGAUUGGGAAGGUGAGAAAAAAGCAAUGUACAACAUAGAGAUCAUUCUUCAUUGUAUAUUUCUAGUUGUUGGAUUGGUUGGCAACAGUCUCACAAUAGCUGUACUUAUCUAUAAGAAAUGGAAAAACAUAGCAUCCAGACAUAUAUUGAUAGCAUUGGCAGUAUCUGACACAGCCAUGAUUUGCAGUCAUACAUUCAACCAAGAUUUUCUUCAAGAUCUCUUUAAACUUGAUGUUAGGGCAUUUUCCGAUAUAGGAUGCAAGAUAUUCUAUAUAUUCUAUCGUACUUCAAAAAUGACCUCAUCAUGGUUUAUCGUAUUUCUCUGCAUUGAAAGGUUUGUAGCUGUUAAGUUUCCCCUCAAAGUUAAAAUCAUCAUUACUGAAAUGAGGAUAAAAGUUUACAUCAUUGUUGUCUAUCUUACUAUGACUGGUUUUGCUAUAAUACUGAGUUUCUCAACAGCCACUGAAAACAUGAUUUGUAAAAAGGACGCUAUGGUAUCAAAUGAGAAGCAAAUGUUUCAAGCAUUGAUGUUGGUCGAGAUGUUGCUGUAUUCCGUAGGACCAAUUUGUCUCAUGUCAGUUCUAACACCUAUCAUUAUCCUACAACUGUACAAACGAUAUCAGUAUAAGAAAACUCUCACCAAUAAUGUGCAAACCGAGACAGGAAAAGAACGUGAAAUUCAGCAAUUGCAAGAGCUACUUCGGACAACAACUGUUCUCAUUUCAGUUGUGGCAGCUUUUAUCAUAUGUGUGACACCAAUUACUGUUUUCCAGCAGGUAAAAUUCUGGCUACAUAUUAAAAAGAAAGAGAUGGAGAGAACAUAUUCUAUCUUUGUGUUCAGGGAGACUUCACAACGUUUAGAACAGAUCAAUUACAGCAUCAAUUUCUUUCUGUACAUUUUAACUUCUAACACAUUCAGGAAGACAGUGUUGGAAAUGUUGCAUUUAAAACAGAAUAUAGAAAGAACAUCAUCAAAAAGUCAAACUCAGCUGACAAAUAUAGAGAGAGCCAAAGCAAAAAGGGCAGCACUAACAAGUAAUACUGAAGACACAUGUAAUGAAGGAGACUCAAUCUGUACAGAAUCAUUCUGUAAUCAGCUUGUAUCACGUAUAACUACACACCCAUUAAACAUAGACGGAACAAACUGCACAGAAAUAUCAGAAAAUAACACACAGACAAGAGCAGAAAUAUCAAGUAAUCCAAAGACAUUGCAAAAGUCAGGACAAGAAAACAACCAACAAGAGAACAACCACCCAGAAACAACCUGUAAGGAAACUGUCAGCCUGUCAAGUACUGCACAGAAUAAUGAUCACUUGCUACCACCUGGCACUGUCAAACCAACUGAUACUGACAUAGUAGACAACAAUGAUAAGUUAGACGACAACUUUUACCCAAUCUGCACACAUGAACAAGCUGUCAACAAUUUACCAGUACAGGUUGGUCAACUAGAUUCACAUGAAAGUAGUUUAGAUUCAGACUUCACUGAUGGAAAAUAA